CGGAGGCCUGGAGGACUCUUCAGCUUUGGGGGCAGAGAGGAGAAGGCCCCCCUGCCUGCCCCGAUGCCUGGCUGGCCUGAUGUGGUGGCUGAAGGGCUCUCCAACCUCCUGCUGUGUACCGUGUGCUUCCGCUCUGCUGUGAGGACCUUCCAGAUCAGUCGUGGAGCUGCUGCUGGUUUUCUCCUCCAGGCCCUUGUGCCCCUCGUGGAAAUGGUCACCCUCAUUCCCAUCCCCCUUGGGCUCGGUUUGGAACCCCCAAAGUCUCCCCUUCUGCCGGAGGAAGGCGCCUGGGUGUCCACGGUGGUUGGGCUCCCUUUGCUGGCCUUUGGGUUCCACUGGCUGAAUGGAGACUGUUCCACGGCCAACACUCUCCUGGGAGGAGCGCUUCUACUGGCUGGAGGCUGGCAUUACUUCACGGAAGAAGGCCAGGCCAUGGUGAGCCACUCAGCCACCGCUGUGGCCUCCAUCACCAUCCUGAUCAUUUCUGUCUUCACUGGGAAUGCCUGUGGGGUGGCGGGCAGCCUGCUUGUGGGCACAGCUGGCCUGUUGGCAGGGACUAAGUUGCAGCACCUGCUGAUUCUGGAGAAGAAAGAUGCUCUUCGUUGUCUCAUGGCAGCCGCCAACCUGGCUUUGCGAUGGGCUCUCCAGACACAGCAGCAAGAACUGGACCGGGGGUGUGGGGGUCUUUUUACUGCCCUGUCUGACUAAUAUGCAAGGGAGAGGAGGGUUAUCUCUCAUUCAUUUGGGGGAAAGCUGCCCAGGAUCCCAAGGAAGCUGAAGAAGCUGCAGUGCACAUCUUCAAGGAAGGAGUCCAUGAAACCUCUCCUCCAACCUUGAGGGUGCAGGAGGAAACCUUUUCCCAAACUUGAAAGGGUCUUUCAGGGGGCUUCAUUCUGAAUACAAGCUGCUUCAUUGCAGAUUUUUUUUCAAGUCUGCUCUUCUGGAGAAUGUUGGCCCUGGACUGCUUUGGAUGGAUUGAUAUUUCUAGUUUAGGUGCCUGAUGAGGAUCCCUGAAACUGGAUAUCAACUGAAAUCCCACAAGCAGGACAUCCAACAACUAGUUUUGUUCCUAGUAUUCACAGCUUUCUAGCCAUAACCAAUAGCUGCCAUGGCUUGUGACCUUGGAGAGCUUGAUUUCCCAUUAUUAUUUUAUUUAUUAUUUUUUUGAUCUAACCCCUUUCUAAAGCCAUCUUGGUUGGUGGCCAUCACUAUAUUUUGUUGCACUGAGUUUAACUCUGCACUAUAUGCAGAAGUCUUUCUUUUUCUUUGUCUUGAAUCUCCCGCCUUUCAGCUUCCCUGGGUGACCCCUUCCCUGGUUUCUAAAAUCCAUUUUUCUACUUUAUAUAUUUUGAUCAAAAUCUUUCCCCACAGCAGUUUAUCUAAAUGCAAUACAGUAUUCUGGAAAUACCCCGAAGCGUUGCAACCUUCCCCGCAGGUGGGACUCACUCCAGUCCUCUAACCAUUCUGUUGUAGCUUGUGGAACUGGACCUCCCGAUGCAAACCAAGGAUCCUGUAGGGACCCCUUGCUUGCUUCCUUUGCCACUGUUUCUUGAAUCACAGAAACAUAGAAUCCUGGAGUUCGAAGAGACCAGCCAGGAGAAGCUGUGGUCCUGAAAAGGCCACUUUUGCAAGCUUUCAGCAUGGUUCCAAAGUUAUAGUCCAAAAUAGAUGGUAUUUCAAGCUCUGUAGGUGGAGGUUGCCUGGAAAUUCUGGAGGUUCUGGUCCAAAAAAAAGGGGACUUUUCCAAGCUCUCAGGAUGUUUUAAAAGUUAUGGUCCAAAACUGGGUGUUUCUUAAGCUCAGAGAGAAGGCUGGCUGGGAAAUUCUGGAAAUUGUGGUCCAAAAAGGGAAUUUUGUCUAAGCAUGGAGGGCUUGAGUAGAGCUCUACAAUUAUCCUGGCUGUUCCUUUGAGAUACAUUCCUGAAAAAUCCAGUUUGGUCCCAGCAAUUUCAAGAAGAGUUGUCCAUAGCAAAGCUAAGUGGGUCAGCAUUCCAUGCACCCAACUGGAAACCAGGCCUGAGCCCCCUUGUCGUUCCAGUCAUACUGGCCUGUCCUGGGUCUCCUUGCUCUGGGAAAGCCAGGCGGACCAAAGAUUGCCCCCUUUUCAUUCAGAUUUCUUAGGGAGGGCAGGUCAAAAUGGAUAUGGUAGCAAAUGCUGCAUUUCCACUUUAAUGUCCAAAUGGGAUCACCAUCCGCCACUCUUGAUGAGAAUGAGGACUACAUGAGAAUCCUCCCCUCUUCUUGCACUUUUCCUCAAUCUGCAACUAAAACUAGCAGCAUUCUGGGUUAAGAAUAACAGACCUCUGUUUUUAGGGAAACCGGAUAAGAGUCAGGCACUGAAAGGAGGUUUUUUAUUAUUUAAUCACAACUGCAGCUCAGUCUACAGCUCUCAUCAGCCACAAUGGAGCUACAACUUCCAUUUGGCUAUCCUUUCUGGGGAUGCUGGGUGUUGUAGUCUGACGCACUGAGAAACCAUAAAAUCAGAGAAGGCCACGUUGGCUGGGGUUUUUAAAAUAUGGCUUGGGUCCAUAUCUGAAGGACCAUGUGCUGUCAUAUGAGUCUAUCUAUGUUCUGAGAAUUCAAACACAUAGCUGUAUUAGUCUGAAAAAUCACUGUGUAAAGGGGUUUUGUAACACCUUGAGUCUAACUGAAAGAAAGAAGCUGGAAGCAUGAGCUUUAGUAGGCAAGAGUCUACUUCCUCAGAUGCUCAAAAGUGCUACAAGGUUGUUUUGCAUAUGUUUUGAGAAGGUCUGGAGAAACCCUGUUUUUGUGUCAGCACCUCACAGGUCCCUUUGGUGAGAAUAUGGGAGACAGGGCCUUCUUGGUGGCUGCUCCCAUACUCUGGAACUCCCUUCCAAGAGAAGUCAGACUAGCACCAUCCCUCCUAUUAUUCUGUGGGCAGGUUAAGACCUUGGAGGACUGGCUGCCCAGGUUGAAAAGGCCUUCUCAGAACAUGCUGUUGGUUUAAUUAUAUUUUUAAAUGAUACAAAUUUUCAAGCUAUAUCUGUUUUAACCUUUGUGGGUUGCCUUGAUUCUUAGACUGAGAAAAUGAUGAUGAUGAUGAUGAUGAUGAUGAUGAUGAUGAUGAUGAUGAUAAUACACUUGCCCCUCCCUUUUUGUGGACUUGGAGUCUGUGGUCUCACUCUUCGCGGGAGGGACAAGUGGGGAGGGACAAAAUGGCAGCACACACCCGGUGUGGCCCUGCAUGCCCUCCUCAGGCGCACGCGCCAUUAUUUUCAAUGGGACUCUAUUAUUACAAAUAUUGUGAGUUGCCGUUUUCGCAGGGAGUCCAGAACGGUGCUACUGUAAUAAUAAUAAUAAUAAUAAUAAUAAUAAUAAUAUCAGCAACAGCAACUUCUCCAAGCUCUGCACAAAUGUACUAGUGGGAUCCCAGCUGUUAAAGCAGCACAUCCCUAAACAAAAUACAUUCCAGCCCCAAACAGAUCUGUAUCAUAAGUGACACACACAACUGUAUGGAGCUGAGGAGCUGUGUGUUGCGGGCUGCCAAGUGCUUAACAGCAACCCAAUUUCUGUCAUCCCAGGCAGGUAGCAAACCCAAUCUGUUGUUGAGGUUCCUGCUACAGGUUGAGUUUCCCUUGUCCAAAAUGCUUGGGACUAGAAGUGUUUUGGAUUCCGGAAUGAUGGGGAUAGGAAAAGGGUUAGCAGAAAAAAAGAGAACCACUGCCAACGACAAAAAAAAGGUUUUGUACCUAACUGGGUAUAAACAGGAAAAAAGAAAGAAGUUAGGUAAUGAUAAAAGUAAUAUAUUCUCUAACAAGGAUAUCAACAAUGUGUGUUAGAUGUUAAAUCUACAGUGCUAUAUAAAUAAUAAUAAUAAUAAUAAUAAUAAUAAUAAUAAUAAUAAAUUUAUGUUAAAAAUAAAGGUCUAUCAUGCAAACUUUGUCAUACAUAAUGAACCCAAAAUACACAUGUUUUAUGGAUGCAACUAGAGUGUGCCCUAAAAAUAAUAAGACUUGAUAGUCCUGGAUAAGUACAGUACUCCGAAAGAUUCACUGGAGUACUUAUCCAGGACCAUCAAGCCUUUGGCACUGGCUUUGUUCUCUCGGGACUUGUAUAAUUACCAAAAUUGAUUAUUUUUUAAAGGAACACUGUAGUUGGAUCCUUAAAGUGAGCAUUUUAGGAUCUUUAUGUAAGACAAAAUUUGCAUGAUAUACCUUUGUUUUUAAUGUAAAUUGAACAUCUAACAAACAUUGUUGAUAUCCUUGUUAUAGAAUAUAUACUCAUCCCUCCAUAUUUGUAAAUUUGAUAUUUGCAUGUUUGAUGAUUCACAGAUUUGAUUAAUAUGUUCUCUCUAGGAAUUUCUAGGUCCUCCAGUGCAACUCUGUGGUCAACUUUAAAAGUUUCACUGAAAGACCCAAAGAUUCCUAGAGAGACUACUCUACCAGGCCUUUGUAGCGCCUCCAAGACAGUUCUAUGGUCAGUGUCUGUCGGACGUUGACCACAGAGUUGUACUGGAGGGCCUAGAUUUUCUUAGAGAGGUGUCCUCUCAGGUAAAAACAUGGUGUUUUUGUUAUUUUUGGUUUUUCCAUAUUCACGGGGAUCUUGUGCCCCUAACCUUAGGAGAAAAAAGGCCCAGAAGACUUACUCCUCUCCAUUGCUGCAAGGCUUAUCAUGGAUUGCUCUUCUGCAUCUUCCACAGAAUGGGCUUCUCAUGCUGGAGGUCAGCAUUUUGCAAAUGGAUUGUUGCUGCCUUGCAAGAUGAAGCCUGGGUGCAAGUCUUGUAGCUGUGGAAGUGUGCUUAGGAAUUUACAAAAGUGUGCGGCUUGGUUCUGAGCCAUGUUAUCACCUUGGCGUCUGUGUUGCCGUCUCCUGCCUGCUCUCCAGCACUCAGCAACCUCAAGGGCCCUUGGAUGUACUCUGGGCUCCUCUUAGCUCUUAAAACCCAGCCAUUGUGAGUUCAGAAAGGAGGCAAGGAAUCAGGGUGGCACUUCUUUUACAGCCAGAGCAAUGCUGUGCAUCUAAUGCCAGGGCUAAAAGGUGUGCAUCUGAACAAACCAAUAAAACAUCUUGGUGGAA
Sceloporus undulatus (fence lizard) is the source of this 5036-nucleotide messenger RNA. RefSeq lists its product as uncharacterized. The record is from RefSeq and is a predicted model, not a curated record. The transcript has 3 exons. The coding region runs from base 64 to 708 and encodes 214 amino acids. NCBI's taxonomy places the organism in Eukaryota, Metazoa, Chordata, Lepidosauria, Squamata, Phrynosomatidae.